GGCGUUAUAUAAGUAAUUCAUCCGGUGUAACUGUGACUCCAAAGAGCAGCCUGGAAACAUUGAGCGGAUAAACUCGGAAUUGUUUUAAGGAAACGUAUAUAAACCGGAUUAUCUGAGCUGUGUACCGGGGGAUCCUGAGUAGCUGCAGAUUCCGACGUUACCAUGGUGUGGCCGUAUACAGCGCUUUCCCUGACCCUUCUUUUAGGCUAUGUGACGGCUGGACUGGACAAAAGCAGAGUCCCAGUGUUCCUGGACCGAAAGGAGGCCAGUGAAGUCAUAAGCCGUCAGAAGAGAGAGAACGCAGGAAAUGAGGAGAAUACGCUCCCCCACAACCUCGAGCGGGAAUGCCUGGAGGAAGUGUGCAAUUAUGAAGAAGCAAGAGAGGUGUUUCAGGACACUUAUCGCACUGAUAUCUUCUGGUCAGUGUAUAUAGAUGGAGAUCAGUGUGCAAACCAGCCGUGCAAAAACGGAGCUAUGUGCUCAGACAGUGUGGGUGGUUAUGACUGCAUCUGCAAAUCAGGAUUUUCAGGAGUGCACUGUGAAACAGAUCAGACCGUAUGUGUCAUCGAUAAGACCAAAGGCUGUAGUCAGUUCUGUAAGCCUGGAUACCAGUCGUAUGAGUGCUCCUGCGCUUCGGGAUGGAAGCUGGAGCAGAAAGAGAAAUGUGUGCCUGCUGUGCAAUUCCCAUGUGGGAAGGUGAGCAGUUUGCGCCAGUGGGACAGCCGGCAGUCCAGCAAUAUAAACUCGGACUAUGAAGGACUGGACUGCGGCGCUGAAGAGUGUCCCUGGCAGGCCCUGCUGCGCAACAGUGCGUCGACUGGGUUUUGCAGUGGCGUCAUCAUUAAAGAGAACUUUGUACUGACCACUGCACAGUGUGUGCGCAAACAUACGGACUUCCAGGUGGCUGUGGGCAAGCGCAUGCCAGGCUUCGAGACUGGUGAACAGACCGUGUAUGUAAAGCAGGUGCACGUUCAUCCAUUUUACCUGGAAGGAAAACCAGAAAAUGACCUCGCUGUGAUCGAGCUGAAGGACAGGAUCAUCUUUAAGAAGAAGGUGGUGCCAGCCUGCCUGCCUGAGAGAGAUUUUGCAGAAAGUGUUUUGAUGUCGGACGAGUACAUGGCUGUGGUUACUGGCUGGAAAGACGCAGCCGAGUUUCAAGGAAACCUCAGGUUAAAUCACCUGUCUUACAGCAAACUGCCAGCUUGUGUGACGCGUCACUCAGGCCAGGUUACCAACAAGAUGGGAUGCACCCUGCCACGUUCUAAAGCGGAUUGCGUCUUCGGCCCAGGCAGUCCUGUCCUCACCUUGUAUCGGCAGGUCUUCUUUCUCACCGGCGUGGUGAGCCAGUCCCAAGGCAUGGACUGCAACAAUGGUUACCUCUUUCAGAAGGUGUCUCGCUUCCUUCCGUGGUUGAAAAAUGUAAUGGUCUCGGUAUAAAAGAUGCCAGAUGGAAAUGCUUCUGAAACUGUGCCAUCUAUUAUCUUACCUUCCAGUUAUUUUCCAGUGUGUGAUAUUUCCCAAGCAUGUCUCAAAAGCUCGACGUCGCUCCCAAAGGCGACAUUCCCUGCUUUAAUUCCUGCAGCAGUUUCAUACCCAUACGCACAUCUACAGUAUAUUACAGUGCUUUACAUAUACAUACUAUACUAUACACGGACAUGCCUGUUCGUACUGUUCGUAUCGGAGUUUUUUUCUUUUUUUUGGAAUAAAACGAGAGAUCAGUACUAUGAAGUAUAACAUAUGCACUGGUUAAUAUAUGUUAAAUCUAAUUUAAAUACUGAUGUAUUAUCGAAUCUAAACUACGCUGUCUCUUUACGUGAUGUAUUCAGAUCGAAGCGUUGGAUAGUAAUGAAAUGAGGAAAUAUCACAAAGCUCAAGCUUCGUGAUGUAAUAUUAAAGUAAUAUUAUAUUAAAGAGACAUAGUGUUACAUUCGGUAUUUUAUGCAUUAACGGUUUUGCAAAAUCUCUUACCAUUAUCCUUUUUAAAAAUAUAGUUUUUUCACCCAUCUUCAUUUUCAUUAACUAAGCCAGACCUGACUAAAUAGAAUGGCUACAUGUAACAAAAUAAACAAAAUGUAUAAUAUAUAUAUAUAUAUAUAUAUAUAUAUAUAUAUAUAGAGAGAGAGAGAGAGAGAGAGAGAGAGAGAGAGUGUCUGGGUCUAGGAGCAGGAUGUUAAAUUAAAUGUUUGGUUAUACAGUAUAUAAUGCCAUUUUCCACCUAACUGUAUUAAAUGUAACAUUAUUAGUAUUAGACACUUUCCUGUAGUGUAACUGGCUAAUAAACCCAACAAACCAAA
Messenger RNA from Ictalurus furcatus (blue catfish), 2294 nucleotides. It is a transcript of the gene proza, whose product is annotated as protein Z, vitamin K-dependent plasma glycoprotein a. The record is from RefSeq and is a predicted model, not a curated record. Gene Ontology annotation, molecular function: calcium ion binding; serine-type endopeptidase activity. Lineage: Eukaryota; Metazoa; Chordata; Actinopteri; Siluriformes; Ictaluridae. The transcript has 10 exons. Gene Ontology annotation, cellular component: extracellular region. Bases 163 to 1437 code for a protein of 424 amino acids. Gene Ontology annotation, biological process: proteolysis; blood coagulation.